AUGUCGGCAGCCGUGAUCGGACAGCUGUUGUCGGCAUGCGCCGGUGCUUACUCGGCGGCUUCGUCGGCUGUCUGGUGGGCCGCGUCCUUGCCGCCGACGUGCAGGGAAAGCAUGGCUCACGCAGCCCUUACUUGCAGCGGAGCGACGCCCCGGUACUUCACCCCGGGCUUUGGGCCUCUUGCUCUCGGGUGGGGUUGGCUGGUCGUGGGCGUGCUCAUCGGCCUUCUUUCCCGGCGAGCUGUGAGUGCGGUCGUCGCGCUAGCGGGCGGUCGCCCAUCGCCACACACCCCGUCAAACUGGGAGGCCCUGAUGUGCGAGCUUGCGGCCCGCACCCAGGACCCGCACCGGCACGAGGUGUUGCAGUACAUACUGCAAGGCGGCGAGACGGCGUUGGACGAACUCUCGCAGGCAUCAUGGUCGCACGUCGGCCUCUUUGCUGGCUCACCUUCUCGCCGACGAUGCGGUCGCCGAUGGUGCGGCCCAGCGACCCGCGCGCCGACGCACGACCGGGCGGCACCAGCGUCCACAAAGCUGACGCCUCACCCCUGCCAUGGCAGGCGAGUUGGGGAAUCUGCCCACCCGGGCCCGCCAUGCAGCGCUGCCUUGCUCCCCAGUACCCGCCCGGCCGCACUGCGCGACCGCCAAGCGGACCUCGAUGCUGCCGAGACCCUGUCGGACUUGUUGAGCACGAUCACCCCUUUCGCGUCACCACGUGGAGAGGCUCCAGAUGCGCUCACGGGCGCGAUGGCACCAGACGCAGCAGGAGAGGCGACACGGGGCUUCACGCCGCCAUCAACACCGCCGGUGACGGAUCAGGGCGGAGCAUGCACCGGCUACGAUGCUCGGCAGGUCGUGCCUCCUGCCAGCGGCGUCGCGCCACUACCAUGGCAGGAUGUUCGCCCGGCGAGCGCAGCACCAGGCGAGACGUGUUCGUGGCUUUUCGUACCACUGCUCCACGCCGGUGCCGGCGCAAUGACACCGGCAGCUACGCAGGCUUGGCAAUCCCACCCCCGCAUCGGCACGCGCUUCGCUGAGCUGGCGGGAGCGUUACGGAGAGCGGCCCCCGCACUGCCAUCCACCAUCCUCCGUUUCUUGCACGCCGAGCUAGCCUGCAUCGACCGCGACCCGGCUCACGGAGCGGCCGCGGCCGACGUUGCGUCGGCUGAAGCGCUGACCGCUAUGCCGCCGGCGCCUGUGCCACUACCAAGCGCACUCGCCCUCUGCAUGAAUGCACAAGGUUACGUCCCCGCUGCAGCACAAGUGGCCCUUCUCCAGACGUACGGGGGGGUCGCAAUCGCUUCGGCAGCUCAAUCUUUGGCAGAGGACGUGCGGCGUGCUUGCCCCGACGACGAUGCGCGUCCGCCCCCCAGACGUUCCAGACGGGGACGCCGCGCUCGUUCCACACGCGACCGUCCCCGCGAGCCACGGCCCGCUGACGCCGAGCCGGCGAAUGACGUUAUGACGACUGCCAAUCGGUCCCAGUCUGCCCGGGCCGAGUUGCCGAGGCCGACGCCAAGGCGUGGAGGGCUUUGGAUGGCGUCGACCUCGUUGACGAACUGCGCCACCCAGCUCCAACGCUGCAAGAUACGCCUCCUUUCAUGCGUGCAGCGGUGCGGGGAGCACUCGUGCAGGCACUCCGACGCCUACGCGCUGCCAGCAUCGACCCCGACGGCACAGAUGCUGCCAGGGCGUGGAAGCUGUUCCUCCUCGCACCCCGCAUGCUGCUUGCGCGCACCGAGCAACAAGGCUCGCAGGGUCGUGCCGAGUUGCUGGGACGGGCCGCAGCAUUUCAGCAAGGGGAGUGGCUCCAGCUGA
Messenger RNA from Symbiodinium sp. CCMP2592, 1815 nucleotides. Lineage: Eukaryota; Dinophyceae; Suessiales; Symbiodiniaceae. The record is from the annotation of a GenBank genome assembly.